AUGUCGCAAUCGCCGAGCUCGCCGGGGUCGGCCGUCGGAACGGCGAACCCCGAGGUGUCUAUGUCGGCUCCGAUCCCAUCACCGUCGAUGGAGCCUCCUGGCUCGACGAGCGGUUCGAUGGUGUUCUCGCCGUACCCUGGUACGCAGCCAUACUCGGCGGCGACCCCAGCGUUUACGCCGCUGGCAAGUCCCAUGACAAACCCGUCGCCGGGACCGAUGCAGUCCCACGGCUCGUCGUCGACGCCCGCCAAGCCCGUCACUGCGUUGUCCAUCGACGAAGAGCUGAGCUUGAAGCUGGGCCAGACCAUGAAGGUCCUCGACAACUGCAUGUACCUCGUGCAGAACUUCCAAGGCGACCAGAACGAUGCAAUGACGAAAGCCGUUCAAUCGUACGUGCAGCGCUUGGGUGAACUCCAUGCGUACAUCCAGAAGAACAUGCCCACAUCGCACAUGAUUCCGCGCUCCAUCAUGACGUGGCUGGACCAGCAUCCGACCGAGAACCCUGAAAAAUGGACCUAUUUGCAGCUGCAAGAGUGUGCGAAGGAAGCCGCGGCCGUGCAAGGCAAAAUCCAAGCCCUCCAGCUUCUCCGCGACGAGCUCCGCGCCGGCCUCGGCCUCGAGUAG
This is a messenger RNA of Saprolegnia parasitica CBS 223.65, 624 nucleotides long. RefSeq lists its product as hypothetical. Gene Ontology annotation, molecular function: transcription coregulator activity. Gene Ontology annotation, cellular component: mediator complex. The transcript has 7 exons. The record is from RefSeq and is a predicted model, not a curated record. NCBI's taxonomy places the organism in Eukaryota, Oomycota, Saprolegniomycetes, Saprolegniales, Saprolegniaceae. Bases 1 to 624 code for a protein of 207 amino acids. Gene Ontology annotation, biological process: regulation of transcription by RNA polymerase II.